Molecule: messenger RNA, 990 nt
Organism: Schizosaccharomyces osmophilus
Lineage: Eukaryota; Fungi; Ascomycota; Schizosaccharomycetes; Schizosaccharomycetales; Schizosaccharomycetaceae
Product: yhhW
Exons: 1
Coding region: 1-990 (329 amino acids)
Source: RefSeq, a predicted model, not a curated record
AUGAAAAAUCUGUUUUGGUUGUUGCCAUUAAUUGUUUUUUUAUUGAUUCGAGGCUUUUUAUCUCUUGAAUCGUUCUAUAAGGCCAAAAAAGUCAACACUUUUGCUCCGUCAUCGUCUCCUUUACCGCUAAUGCAGCUCGUUGUAAGAAAAUCUGGAGAGCGUGGUUUUGCCCACUAUAAAAAUUUCCUCAGGUCAUUCCACACAUUUAGUUUUGCGAAUUACUUUGAUCUACAAUAUAUGGGAUUCGGUCCCUUGCGAGUCAUCAACGAGGAUCGUGUGGAGCCUGCCAGUGGAUUCCCUCCUCAUCAUCAUCAACGAUAUGAGAUUUGGUCGUAUUUAGUGAAUGGAAAAUUGACCCACCAAGAUACGAUGGGCAAUACGGAAACCAUGUCCAGAGGCGAUAUUCAAUAUACGUCCGCUGGAACCGGUAUCGCUCAUUCGGAAUACAACAAUGAACCAAAAGGAAGCUGCGAUGCCCAUUUCCUUCAAGUUUGGGCUAAACCUGACGACAAAUAUCGUUCUCCCAUUUAUUAUACCCGUCAUCAAUCAGAAGAAGCCAAGCAUAAUCGUCUUCAACCCGUUAUUGUUCCUAAUUACACAUUUACUGAUCCCACGAAUGUAAAGUCGAAUGGUGUUCAGGUUGGUUCAAGUGCCACAACAGACGACUCUGCAAUUCCUUUUCCAGGUGAUUUGGGUAUGUGGGCAUCCAUUCUUUCUCCAGGAUCCCAGGUAACCCAUGUGUUUGGUCCUUGGAACACUACCGCUUCUCCUGUCAGAAAGGGUUACCUUCACUUUAUUCAGACAUCCGGUUUUGCUGGUCCUCGUGAUAUUUCUGUUGGCAAAGCUCAAUUGAAGAUUGGCGAUAAUGUACUACAGGAAGGUGAUGGUCUUUUUGUGAUGGACACUGAAAAGGGUUCUUCUCUGACCAUUGAAAGUGUUGGUUCCGCUGAUGCUGAAUUUGUCUUUUUUGACAUGACUGCCGAUGAUUGA